Messenger RNA from Homalodisca vitripennis (glassy-winged sharpshooter), 1861 nucleotides. Its product is annotated as facilitated trehalose transporter Tret1-like. The record is from RefSeq and is a predicted model, not a curated record. Lineage: Eukaryota; Metazoa; Arthropoda; Insecta; Hemiptera; Cicadellidae. The transcript has 3 exons. Gene Ontology annotation, molecular function: transmembrane transporter activity. The coding region runs from base 209 to 1552 and encodes 447 amino acids. Gene Ontology annotation, cellular component: membrane. Gene Ontology annotation, biological process: transmembrane transport.
AUCUAAUAUUUGUAAAGGAAUUGGUUCACUGAAUUUAAUGUUGCAUAACAUGGCUACUGAGAGUGAAGAUCAAGGUCGGGGAAGUGUUUUGCAUCUUCUGUGUCAACAACAAACAGUGAUAAGAGUGUCCAUAAGGAAUAGUGUGAAGCAGGCCACAUGUGUACAACUGGUGAUAAGAUAUUAGUCAGCUGUUACUGAGCUUUGGACAAUGGGGAGAUAUACUCUGUGCCAAUACAUUGCUGGGUUAGCAGCUGGCCUGACAGUACUAGCAGUGGGCUGUACUACAGGAUGGACAACUGUGGCACUCAAGAAACUACGCUCCCCAGGCAGCGAAAUUCCGAUCACACCCUCGGAGGGGUCUUGGAUUGCAUCAUUCCACGAGGCAGGACACAUACUCAGCCCCAUUCCCACAGGAUUUCUUGUCGGCAAAGUGGGACCAAAAGCAUGCCUCAUUGCAUCAGCUGUUAUCCAAAGUGCGGGGUGGAUCCUUAUAAUCAUUACGCGAUCUGUCCCCAUUUUGUAUCUUGUACGUUUCCUCUUUGGCAUCUCCAUGGGAAUAGUGUUCACUGUAACACCAUUGUACAUCGCUGAAAUAUCAAAUCCUGAAAUUCGAGGUGCUUUAAGCACAGGAUUUGAAACUAUGUUGUACUUAGGACACCUGAUUGAAUUUACUGUAGGUCCUUACGUUUCUUACAAUAUGCUUGCUGUAAUAUCAAUCACGAUUCCAGUUGGCUUUUUGAUACUUUCUCUCUGGAUGGUAGAGUCUCCUUAUUAUUUGAUAAAGAGGGGUAAAUAUUUAGACGCGAGGAAAUCAUAUUCCGAUUUAUCAGGAAUUGAGGAUGAACACAUAUUGGUGGACUAUCUGGCUAAAAUCGAGGAACACAUUAAUGAAAAGAAAAUUGGAAGUUUGAGAGAUUUGUUUGGGAGCCGAAACUAUCGCAGAUGUCUAAUGAUCGUUUUAGUUCUUGCGAUAGUUCAACGAUUCAGUGGCAUGUCAGCCGUUGUAGCCUAUGCUUCCUUCAUUUUCCCUUCCACAAUUGGAGGUCUGUCUUCCAGUUCAUACACAAUCUUGUUUGGAGCUAUUACACUUCUUUUUACCUUUGUGUCAGCAGCACUAAUGGACAGAUCUGGACGAAGGGUUCUAACAAUUACUUCAUGUUUCGGAAGCUUCGUGGUAGAACUGUUAACAGCAUUGUACUUUUACUUAUCUCAAAACUCGAUUGUGAACACAACCCAUAUCACAUGGAUUCCGUUUGCAACAAUAUCCAUGUAUGCAGGGUUUUACUCAAUAGGCAUGGGUCCAAUAGUAACAACUAUACAAGGUGAACUGUUCCCACCGAAUGUUAAAGGUCUUGCAGCUUCCAUAGUAACCAUUGUGCAUGCUGGUUCUGGCAGUUUGGUUACUAAAUGUUAUCAGAUCAUUUCUGACAAAUUUGGUGUUUAUGUUAGUUUUUCUUUUUUCUCGCUCAGCUGUCUGUUUGGUUCUGUGUUUGCUUUCUUUGUUAUGCCAGAGACAAAAGGAAAAACCCUCCUUGAGAUUCAGAGUGGGUAGGAUUACUUAGGUUAAAUAUGUACUUGAUUUGACUAACAUGUUGUAAUACUAUAUGCCACUUGUGGUUCUAAUUCUUCUUAAAUGUAGAUUGAUAGAUCAUAAGACUCAAGUAUCAUAACCUUCAAUACCUGUGAUAACAUUCAGUGCUCUUUAAAUACUUUUGUGAUAAACCUGUGAUAAGAAAACGUAAUUCAUUGUAAGACUAUUUUUAUAACACAAAUAACUUUAAAUACUAAUCUCUAAGUUUUAUUGUACGUUAUUUUAUUAUUAAGUACUAUGUAGUGAAGAAAAUAAAUCUGUUUUACUACA